CCUACAGCCAAAGCGAGCCUCUGGUAUGAAACACGCACCAGAAAGUACCUCAUAACUCCGGGAAGCUUCAUUAAAGUCGCAAUUCGUCCUUCCAACAUGGAUGAAUGGAAACUUAUGCCCUUUAACGCUGAACGCAUUUUGAACGAGAGUGCUGUGCUCGACUUCAUUUCCAAGAACACCACAAUUCCGGUGCCCAAGGUCCUGUCCUCUGGAUGGAACGCGAAAGGGGAGGCAUAUCUUGAGACAGCCAAUGUCGCAUGGUUCAUUAAGAACAAGGUGCUGCCGCAGCUUAAUUCCCUUCGCUCGACUACGGCAGGGUUUCAGAGCAAAAUCAUACCGCCGCCAUUGGCCCUGGAGGACGACAAGAGACCGAAGUGGGUAUCGAACGAGUCAUAUAAGGGGAAUCGUGUCUUCUGUCACGGCGACCUGAUCGACCACAACGUUUUGGUUCAUCGGGAGACUCUGCAACCUGUCGCACUUCUCGAUUGGGAGCAUGCUGGUUACUUCGUUCCAGAGCUUCAGAUGUGGUUCCGUUCACGGAAGGAGUACGAUGACCUUUACAAUGACAAGGAGCGAAUGCGUAGGCUUACGGCCCAUGUUGAGGCCUAG
Molecule: messenger RNA, 609 nt
Organism: Trematosphaeria pertusa
Lineage: Eukaryota; Fungi; Ascomycota; Dothideomycetes; Pleosporales; Trematosphaeriaceae
Exons: 2
Coding region: 97-609 (170 amino acids)
Source: RefSeq, a predicted model, not a curated record